Molecule: messenger RNA, 822 nt
Organism: Diversispora eburnea
Lineage: Eukaryota; Fungi; Glomeromycota; Glomeromycetes; Diversisporales; Diversisporaceae
Source: the annotation of a GenBank genome assembly
AUGACCACUACAACAUCGGUUCAAUUUACGGUGGGGAAACUUGAUGCGGGUAUGGCAAUUUUGUUAACUGAAGACCAUCACCUAAUUGAAUUUCCUUCUCUUUUACUUCCACCAGGUGUCACAUCUGGUAGUAUAGUUAACAUUGGUGUGAAUCGUAAUUAUGAACAAGAAGAUCAACAACGUAAAGAGUUUUGGGAACUUCAGGAAGCCAUUCGUGAAGAAUUUGGUUGUAAUCCACCUGAACCACCUAAACUUCGUUUAAAACAUGUAACUCAAACAUCCGUUAUUCUUGAAUGGGAACCUUUAGUGCUUCAUAAUGCAAAAUUGAAAUUUCUUGACAUAUAUCGUAAUGGUGUACGAUUAAGUCAACACGCUUUACCUGGUGUUAAUUAUAUUAAAUUGAGUGGAUUGGAAUUAGAUACAGAAUAUGAUUUUCAUAUCGCAGUUAAAACUACAGCUGGUUCUUUUAUUUCCAAUAAAAUUAAAGUUAGAACACAUACUUUGGAAAAUUUAAAUGGUAUUAAUGUUUGUUUUGGAAACAUUUCAUCAGAUCUUAAUUCGGAAUCUGAAGGAACUUCAACUCCAACUCAACAAGAAUUGAAAGAAAUUUUAAAAAGAAUUGGAGCAAGUUAUAGUGAACAUGUUGGACCUGAUACCACACAUUUAUUAUGUGAUAGUCAAGGAGGUUUAGAGUAUCAAAAAGCAGAAGAAGGUAGUAUACCUAUUGUUAAGCCAGAAUGGUUGGUUGCUUGUGAGAAAGAAGGAAAAAUGCAAGCAGCUUUACCUUAUUAUCUUGUUCCACUUUCAGAAGAAAGUAAUUAA